Lactuca saligna is the source of this 651-nucleotide messenger RNA. The record is from the annotation of a GenBank genome assembly. Lineage: Eukaryota; Viridiplantae; Streptophyta; Magnoliopsida; Asterales; Asteraceae.
AUGAACAAUGAGCCAACUGCAGCUGCAAUUGCUUAUGGUGUAGACAAUAGAUUCAAUGGAAAGAAGAAUGUGCUUAUCUUUGAUCUUGGUGGUGGCACCUUCGAUGUCUCUCUUCUCACCAUUGAUGGAGAGGGUAAAUUUGAGGUGAAGGCUGUUGCUGGUGACACUCAUUUGGGAGGUGAGGAUUUUGACAACCGAAUGGUAAAUUAUUGUGUUGAUGAUUUUAAGAAGAAAUGGAAUAAGGAUUUGAGAGGAAAUCAAAGGGCACUAGGAAGGUUGAAAGUUGGUUGUGAGAAAGCAAAGAGAAUUCUUUCAUAUGAUACUCAAGUUUCAGUUGAACUAGAUGUGCUGCUGGAUGGUAUUGACUUUUCUAUGAAGAUUACUCGUGCCAAAUUUGAGGAGUUAAAUAUGAGUUUCUUUGCGGAGUGUAUCAAGCAAGUGGAGAAAUGUUUAGUGGAUGCUAAUCUAAACAAAGGUAGUGUAGAUGAGGUAAUUCUUGUUGGUGGAUCAACUAGGAUUCAAAAGGUCCGAAGUAUGUUACAGGAGUUCUUUGAUGGGAAGGAGCUAUGCAAGCAAAUCAACCCUGAUGAAGCUGUAGCUUAUGGGGGCGGCAAUUAUGGCUUCCAAUUUUGGGUCAGGCUACCAAGAUGA